AUGCUUCUCUUUGCCUUUCUCUCUGCGCCUUCUGUCGGUGUUCUCGUAAAUGCCCAGAGCCAGUCGAACCUCAAGACCUUACGGCGAAAUCAAGUAUCGUUUACCCACCAGCAUGAAAUAAUCCCACAGCCUAGUCAUCUAUUAUCUAAAGAAGCACUUCACUACGCAUCACGAGCCUCUAUCGAUAAUCAUUUCUUACCGACAACAACUCUUCAGUCAGACCCGGGCCUUGGCCUCAACUUAAAGACUCGACCGACAGCAGUCUACAGGCCCCGUUCCCUAGAUGCGUUCCAUGAAGCUAGACUUGCUAAUAAAGCCCAACACACAGGAAGAGAUAGAACUGGAAUCAACUGGGAUAUCAUCCAUCUUGACGGACCAGACGUUCGAGACAUACAUACAUUAGCUCAGCUAGCUAGAAUGAGCGGGAAUGCAUAUGUCCUUGGGUCGAGUGGAAAGAACUGGUAUGAGUUGGACGGGGCAUGGAAUAUCAGCUUUCCUUUUGGCUAUGAAGAUGCCCAAGACGGUUUCCGGGGCCACGUAUUCCUUUCUUCUGACAACUCUACCAUCGUGCUCGCUAUCAAAGGUACGACAUUGCAGGGUCCGACGUCGAAGAAGGAUAAGUUCAAUGAUAAUCUGCUCUUCUCGUGCUGCUGCGCUCGCGUAGAUUUCUCCUGGAUCUUCCAUCAAGUGUGUGACUGCUAUUCCGGGAGUUGGAAAUGCGAUAAUACAUGUCUGUCUAAUGCCUUGGUGGAGGAUAGUAUGUUUUAUACUAUCGGAGUGAACCUUGUUAACGACCUCCGCACCCUUUACCCCAGCGCCAAUCUCUGGCUCGUAGGCCACUCACUUGGCGGUGCCCUUGCCUCGCUUCUCGGUUCGACGUUUGGUCUUCCGGCUGUAGCGUUCGAGAGUCCCGGUGAACGCCUCGCGGCGGAGAGAUUGGGACUGCCUAUGCCGCCUGCACCGAUUGGACCAACUGAAUCGCAAAUGUCCUCCUCAGGGGAAAGCUCAAUAAUUCCCAGUCUGUCACCAGUAGUUCACGUUUAUCAUACUGCCGAUCCUAUACCCCAGGGAACAUGCACCGGCCCCUUCUCUCCCUGCUCCCAAGCAGGAUACGCACUCGAAACGCACUGCCACCUCGGCAAAAGCAUCGUGUUUGAUACAGUGACGGAGUUUGGAUGGAGAGUUGAUAUAAGGAGACAUCCGAUACGGGAGGUUGUCGGUGUUAUGGAGACUUGGAACCAGGAGGAGGCAAGCAGGCAGGUCCCUGAAGCAAAGGAAGAAAUUGAUUGUGUGGAUUGUUACAAGUGGGAGUUUGGUUCGGAGUUCAAGUAUAAGGACUUCGAGGCUUCUGGGUGCGGAUCAUAG
Messenger RNA from Lentinula edodes (shiitake mushroom), 1365 nucleotides. Its product is annotated as Alpha/Beta hydrolase protein. The record is from RefSeq and is a predicted model, not a curated record. Lineage: Eukaryota; Fungi; Basidiomycota; Agaricomycetes; Agaricales; Omphalotaceae. Bases 1 to 1365 code for a protein of 454 amino acids. Gene Ontology annotation, biological process: piecemeal microautophagy of the nucleus; multivesicular body membrane disassembly; neutral lipid catabolic process. Gene Ontology annotation, molecular function: glycerophospholipase activity. The transcript has 7 exons.